UCUUAUUUUACUAUUGUUUCUUUUUUAUUUUUUCAAUCAAGCCAGUUAGCGCUUAGAAUGCUAAUAGGUAAACAAGCAGCUAAACGCAGCACACCUGCGACGGCGGUACACUGAAUAAGUGGACUUCAGCCUGAGCUGUGGGCAAUGAACUGGAGUAGAUGUCCAGAUAAGUUAUAAAGUAAAGCGUCGGGACACCUGUCGACCUCCAGACUGUCAGAAUUUAACAGGUAAUAAAUUAGCUAGCUUAAAAGCCGUGAGUGGCUAGCUUUAAGGAGGUCGUGUUUCCAGCAGCUUACCUGUUCGUACCUUAAAGAGUUACUGCCAACGCUCUCUGGAUGUACUACGCGUAGCUAGCUGGCAGAUAGCUGGAUUUAAAGCUCAGGUGUUUAACUGCGAGUCUCAACUUAAACUGGCUGAAACAAAGAAUCUGAGUUGACCUUCAAAGAGACUGGCUAAAAUCACAGUUUACUUAUUGGCAGCGACCAGCGAGGCAGUUUCUGAAUUUCUCCUCUCACCGUCCCGAUGGAGUGGGUGUUCAUCAUGAACCGGAUGAGCUCUCAGGGUAGCUCUGCAGCCCAGCGGAGACGGAUGGCUCUGGGGGUGGUGAUACUCCUGCUGGUGGAUGUUAUCUGGGUCGCCUCCUCCGAGCUGACCUCGUACAUUUUCAAGCGACAGGACUAUAACAAGCCCUUCUUCAGCACCUUCGCCAAGACGUCCAUGUUCGUGCUGUACCUGCUGGGCUUCCUGCUGUGGCGGCCAUGGAGGCAGCAGUGCACGGGCACCCUGAAACGCCGCCGGUCCGCCUUCUUUGCUGAUGCCGAAGCCUACUUCACACCCUGCACCACUGACUCCACUGUGAACAAUUGUCUGAGUGAGCCUCUGUACGUACCUGUGAAGUUCCAGGACGUCCCCACCGAGCACUCGAGCUGUUUAAUGGGAGACUGUGAAUCCUCAUCCAAAAAGCAGCGGGUGCGUUUCAGUAACAUCAUGGAGGUGCGCCAGCUGCCCUCCACUCAGGCCCUGGAGGCCAAGCUGUCGCGCAUGUCCUACCCCGCUGCCAAGGACCACGAGGCCAUGCUGCGCACCGUGGGCAAGCUGACCAUCACUGACGUGGCCAAAAUCAGCUUCUUCUUCUGUUUUGUGUGGUUCCUGGCCAACCUGUCCUACCAGGAAGCUCUGUCCGACACGCAGGUUGCAAUCGUCAACAUUCUAUCUUCCACCUCAGGUCUGUUUACACUCAUCUUGGCAGCCAUAUUUCCCAGCAACAGCAGCGACCGCUUCACCCUUUCCAAGCUCUUAGCCGUGGCUCUGAGGUGUUCCCUGUGGUCGCUGGCUGGGGCGAUGCUCUAUGCCGUCUAUAUCGUAAUGAUCAAGCGGCGAGUGGAUCGGGAGGAUAAGCUUGACAUCCCAAUGUUCUUUGGGUUUGUGGGUCUGUUCAACCUGCUGCUGCUGUGGCCUGGCUUCCUCCUGCUCCACUACACCGGCUUCGAGGCCUUUGAGCUCCCCAGCCAACUUGUGUGGACGUACAUCCUCAUAAACGGCCUCAUCGGCACCGUUCUGUCCGAGUUCCUCUGGCUCUGGGGCUGUUUCCUCACAUCUUCUCUAAUUGGGACUCUGGCAUUGAGCCUCACCAUCCCACUCUCCAUUAUGGCCGACAUUUGCAUGCAGAAGGUGCGUUUCUCGUGGUUGUUUUUUGCCGGAGCGGUCCCUGUCUUCCUCUCCUUCUUCAUCGCCACACUUUUAUGUCACUACAACAACUGGGACCCAGUGCUGGUGGGGCUGAGGAGGGUUUACGCCUUCAUCUGCAGGAAGCAUCGCAUUCAGAGGCUGCCAGAUGACAGCGAGCAGUGUGAAAGCCUUAUUCCCCUCCACACCGUCUCCCCUGGCGAAGGAAGCUUCUGCUCGUGAUCCGGCAGUCAAACAAAAUGGCGGCCAUCGUGGAUCUGGCUGAGCUGACAAUCGGGAAGCUUUCAGAGACAUUGAACGUACCCCCAGUGCCUCCCAUUACAUCUUAUUUAUUUUCUACAGUGUUCAGAUUUAGUUCUGGAAGCUCGGUUUUAUCAUCAUGCUUCCAUCCAACACUACAGACUAAAGAUUUCCUCAUUUUUGCUUAUUUUGUGUGUCUAAAAGAAAGAAACGGUACGUCACUCAAGAUGCAGGACUUCAUUAUCAGUGAUAUUGCCAAAUUAAACCGUUAAUAUGGGAGAAGACUUCCUUUUGGUCUACUGAAGGAUCCUAAGAAAUGACAAUCUAUUGGACACAAAGUGUUGUUAUUAUUUCCAAAUGGUUCCUGUGACGCAUAACUGUUGUUGAGUUGUUUUCACGACCAGAGAUCUGGCAGAACUGGAAACGCUGGACACGGACGAGCUCCUGGUACCCAGCGGGGGCGGCUCGGGUAGUCAGAGCGACCUCUGUGUCUCCACUUUAUAAACACUAGACAGACAACACUACAGCCGAACAGGACAGCACCACGUCUUGUUUCCUCAGUGCUGGAUUCUAAACACGAGCUCCAAACGGGAUAGAAAGCCUUCAAAAAAAGUUCUGCUCCUAAAAAUAAAAACCCACGUCAAGUUUGGAUCGAGCUCAUCUCCCCUUUAAGGUCGUCUCUGAGUGAAACUCUGGACCUCUUCCAGCGCCCCGACUCCUUGGAAAUUCCUCCUGUUUUGAUUGUUUGCAUUUGAUUUUGGGACAGUUACACGGUUGUUAGAUCACGUAGGGCACAGAGUUGCAUCUACAGGGUUGCACACAAGGAAUUAAUCAACGUAGCCACAGUGAUGUCACCCAUUUUGAAGCCUUACCCGAGGAAUCUGUCGGAUACAUGUCCAUGACACUGUUUUCUUCCGUCCUUUGCACGGCUUCAAGUCACACUGGGAGCGUUUAACGACUCCAUAAUCUUUUAUUUUUAAAUUUAAGCUGUUCCUGUGUCUGACUUCCUGCCCUCCUCAUCAGCUUGCAGUGACUUUGAGCAGUACGGAACAGGAACUUAUCAGUCUUCUGAAACAUGCUGCGGGAAAACAGGAGGAAUCGAAAGCCAAAGCUUUUUCGGUUAUACUAGAACUUCACUCAACUGAUGCAUUAACUUCUUGGACCGACUGCAACUCUCAGAAAGCCUUAUAAUUAAUGAGGUAACUGCAUUAAAAUGCUCCAGAAGCCUCAAACAGCACAAGAAAGGUUUGGAGGUUGAGUUCAGGGGCUCCAGUGGACAAUGAAAGAACAGCAGCAUUUGGCACGUUUGCCUUUACUCUUUCUCUCAUCACUUUAAGUUCGUCUGUCAGGUUAUUUAGUUUUUUGGGGGUUUUUUUUAAGUUGGGGUGUUCACAGUGACACUCAGGUCGUUUAAGAGCACAAUCUUCUCUCGCAGUGCCACCUACUGGCCAGGUUUGGCACCCUGGAACAAACAGGCACACUAAUGGAUACACAGAAGUGAAAGUACGCAGUCAGAGCUGGAUACUAAAGGAGUGUUCUUGGCUUAUAGUUGUGUUAGAAGAGGUCCAGUGUUUCCUGAGGAAACUACCUUGAAGGGGAGAUCAACCGAAAUCAAACCAGACUGGAGUGACCGAACUUUGUGAUCGCCUUCGUGCAAUAAAAACAGUUGUCUGCAGUUUCCUUUGUUAAAAAGGUUUGUAAAUAGUGUACACAGUGAAACAUGUACAUGGAACUGUUUUAUUUUUGACCUACAAAUGACCACUAAAGAUUCAUAUUUUAUAUCCGUGUCUUCUGGAACGACUGCCGCCACAGGAAGCUUUCGCUCUGCAGCCAAAACUCGCUGAUAUUUCACCACCUGAACUGGACUGUGUGUGAUUUUAUUUUACAUCUUAAGUGAAGAAAAAAUAUUUACUGUGCUUGUGAUUUUAUGUGACAAGAAGGAGCCUUGUUGUUCUGUCAUCAGCCUCAGUGUUGGUCAUGUCAGCACUACCGAUGGAAUUGAGCUGCUGAUGUUGUUCCCCUCAUCCUUUUAAAUAUGUGCAUCUUUAUGGUGUUGUUUUUUUUUUCCUGCACUCGUCUUUGACUGAGCGUUUCGAGUGGAGGAGGUAAUAGCCGUUCUGUGAGGGUGAAUUAACGAGUUGAGCACUUUAAGUGACAGAAAAAUUAUUGCACUUUCUGUGUUUUUUGCCAAUCAGUCAGUCCCAUCUUUCAGCCACGACUUCAGGUUUGAACACUGAGAGUUGAU
Molecule: messenger RNA, 4171 nt
Organism: Pundamilia nyererei
Lineage: Eukaryota; Metazoa; Chordata; Actinopteri; Cichliformes; Cichlidae
Product: solute carrier family 35 member F5
Exons: 15
Coding region: 523-1908 (461 amino acids)
Cellular component (GO): membrane
Source: RefSeq, a predicted model, not a curated record